Drosophila innubila is the source of this 5431-nucleotide messenger RNA. Its product is annotated as adenylate cyclase type 6. Gene Ontology annotation, biological process: cAMP biosynthetic process; adenylate cyclase-activating G protein-coupled receptor signaling pathway; adenylate cyclase-inhibiting G protein-coupled receptor signaling pathway. Gene Ontology annotation, molecular function: adenylate cyclase activity. The record is from RefSeq and is a predicted model, not a curated record. The coding region runs from base 1 to 5343 and encodes 1780 amino acids. The transcript is spliced from 27 exons. Gene Ontology annotation, cellular component: plasma membrane. NCBI's taxonomy places the organism in Eukaryota, Metazoa, Arthropoda, Insecta, Diptera, Drosophilidae.
AUGAGUGCCACAGGCGGCGGCAGUGUCAGCAACAGCGCUGGCGGAGCAGGCAGUGGAGCAGGCAGCGGAGGCGGAGGCGGAGGCGCCACUCACAUCUUUCGCUCGCUGUCGUCGGAGAGUCAGAAACGUGAAUGGUCGAAGCGUCUGUCAUUGCGUGGCAUGCGACAUGGCGGUGGCACAGCGGGAUUAUCCACCAGCAAGGAGGAGAGUGGUGCAGUUGGUGGUGCAAGUGGUGCGAGCAAGCACCGAAAGUUCUUCAGCCGAUCCGCCUCAUUGAAGCAGUCCGGCAGCGCAGGCAGCAGACAAAUCUCCAUGGAGUUGCAUGUACCUGGACACUCAUCGGGCUCUGCCUCACCGGCGGGGCAGAUGGGGCAGGGGCAACCACAAACACAGCCAUCAACGCCAAAGAAAUCCAACUGGGAGGUGAUCGAACAUUUUAAUACCAACGCCAAGGGAGGCAAGGCGAUGGUGAGCAGCAGCCUGAUUGCGGCUGGCAUCACACGCUGCAACAUUGAUGAGUCGAUGGAUUCAACCAACUCGAGCUCAACCUGCCACAGCCCAAUGAUCUAUCAACGCGACGAGACGCAACUGUUGCAACAAUCUGAUGCUGGCGAUGGUCGCAGCAACCUGGAGGCAAACAAUCCGAGCACCUCGGGCACCACAGCGGCAAGUCCGAGCAUCUCGUUCUGGUAUCGCUUGAAUCGCAUCAUUUUGCGUCUCUGCUCGACGCAUCAGUUUAAGAAUUUGCAGGUGGAAAUGCUCUAUCAGCGUUAUUUUUUGCGCAUGAAUCAGAGUAAUACCACGCAUAUCUUGGCCCUGUUGCUGACUCUCAUCCUGGCGCUGUCCUGCACGCACAUUGUCUUCACCACGCUGCAGCUGAGACGGAACUUUGCGCUUGCCACCGCUGGUGGCACGUCGGCCACGAUUCGAUUGGAGCGUCUUUUCUUGGAUGGCAAUGGAACGGUAACUGCUGAAAAUUCGACACAUGCCACAACGCCAACGUUGCCACAGCAAAUGAGCCAAAUUGCAAAUGGCAACGAAUUGGGGCACGAUAAUGUGGCAAGCUACAGCGAAACGGUGCGCCGUCAAAAGCGUAAACAUUAUCGACGCCAGCACAAGCAUCGCUACAAGCCGCAUCAGCAUAGAGCCAGCAUUAAACGCAUUACCAAUACGCGCAACAACAACAACAGCAACCACAAUGACAGUCAACGUGAUGAAGUGUUCAAUCUGACGCCGUUGGAUGGACACAACAGAAGCAAAACAGCUGUGGGAAAAGAGGGGAAAGAGGGGAAAGAGGAGCAGCUGGAGGAGCAGACUGGUCUAUUUGGUUUGUCGGAUAAUUUCGAGUCUUCAUUGGAUUAUUUUCACAUGCUGCUCUCGAUGAUGGCGCAAAUCGAUGAGUCUGUGCUCGUUUUUCUCAUUGUUAUGCUAAUCUGUGCCAUUGUCUAUGCAUUUCUCUUGUGCAUUCUCUCGAAGCCGGCCAUGAAUGAGAUCUUCCUGGUGCUCGUCUCCUACGUCAUUUUGGGCACUUUUCUGGCCAUUGAAAUAGCCGUUAGUUAUGCGAUGCAGCCCAGCAAAUCAUUCAAUGGCAGCUCAUGUUGCAUUGUGCUCAUCUACAUGACGUACACGAUGUUGCCGCUGCGUUUGCGUGAGUCGCUCAUCGGUGGCAUGCUGCUUAGUGGCACGCAUCUGUACACCUGUCUCCACACACAAUACUCGCUGCAGGAGUUGCCACCGACGGAGGCGGAGUCGUUGCAACAGCCGCAACAACCACAGGCAACAUUGCUGUGGCAGGAGCUGCUCUGCACGUGCAUUGCUUUGUUGUUGGCCAAUCUCACUGGCAUCUACACGCAUUGGCCCAAAGAGAAGGCCCAGAGAAAGGCCUUCAUUGAGACGCGGCAAUGCAUUGAGGCGCGUUUGCGGACACAGCGCGAGAAUCAACAGCAGGAGCGUUUGCUGCUCUCGGUGCUGCCGCGUCACGUUGCCAUGGAGAUGAAGGACGACAUUGCGGGGCAGCCACGUGACACGCAGUUCCAUAAGAUUUACAUCCAGCGUCACGAGAAUGUCAGCAUUCUCUUUGCGGACAUUUGCGGUUUCACGAGCCUCUCGGACCAGUGCACGGCCGAGGAGUUGGUGCGUCUGCUGAACGAGCUUUUUGCACGCUUUGAUCGAUUGGCCGCUGAGCAUCAUUGUCUGCGCAUUAAGCUGCUUGGCGAUUGUUAUUAUUGUGUGUCCGGUUUGCCAGAGCCGAGACCGGAUCAUGCCCACUGUGCCGUGGAAAUGGGACUCGAUAUGAUAGACGCAAUAGCUCUGGUGCGAGAGGUAAUGGCCGUAAAUGUGAAUAUGCGAGUUGGCAUCCAUACUGGACGGGUGCACUGCGGCGUAUUGGGCCUGGUCAAGUGGCAAUUCGACGUGUGGUCCAAUGAUGUGACCCUGGCCAACCACAUGGAGAGCGGCGGCAUUCCAGGACGUGUGCACAUUACGAAGGAGACUCUCAAGUGUCUCGAUGGCGACUAUGAAGUGGAGGUGGGAAAAGGAGCCGAAAGGAAUUCCUAUCUCAAGGAUCAUCAGAUUGAAACGUAUCUCAUUGUGCCAGGAGAUAUCUACAGACCCGUAAGUGAACACAAGAAGUCUCGCAAUCGGUUGCAAGUUAAUGGCAACAUUUCCAAGGAACUACGCAUGAUGGGACACGGCACUGCACAGAAGCACACCUCCAAAUUCGGCUUUGGUGACAGCGCGGAGAGUACCAAGGAUCCCGAGGACGAGGUCAAUGAGUACUUGAUGCGUGCCAUCGAUGCCCGGAGUAUCGAUCAUCUCCGUGCCGAGCAUUGUCAGUCGCUGCUGCUCCGCUUCAAGAGCGUUGCCCUGGAGCGUAAGUAUGCCAAUGAACCGGAUCGCAUGCUCUGCGUUUACUUCUACUGCAGUCUGUUGGUUUUAUUGGGCACUUCCGUCAUGCGAUUUGCGGUCUUUGAGAGCUCUAUUCUAUGUUUGGUUCUCUCCAUUGGCGCCUUGUUGUUGCUGCUUUUCCUGGUCUUUUUGGUUGCCUGUCAUCAAAUCAAUUUUCAGCUUCCUAUCGUGAUGAAACGAUUCUCGCGGCGCAUUCACAGCAAUCGCACGUUGUCGCAAUUCUUUGCUUUGGCUACAGUUGGCCUGAUUGUUUUGACCACGUUGCUGGCCAUGUUGCAGGAAUCGAUGCGGCAACUGGAGUUGCGUCAUAAUGAAUGGCUCUGGUUGCACGUGAACAGCAGUCAGGAUGAGCAGCUGCCACCCGUGCAACUGCAACACGAGGCAACUACCAGCUAUGACUUCUACUUGGCCUAUAAUACAUUCCUGCUGCUGACAUUGCUAUCGAUGAUGUGCUGUGCCACGUACCAAGUGUUGCGGCUUUUAUUGAAGCUGCUGCUUCUGCUAGUUGCCGCAUUCAGUUACAUGGCCUGUUCCUGCUAUUUGUAUGCAAGGAGCAGGGAAAUGAGUCCCGACUUGGCGAAUGAGGAAGCCCUGCUGCGCUACAUAAUUGAUUCAAUCUUCCUAUUUGCAUUCAUGCUCGCCCUAAUCUUCCAUAGCCAUCAAACGGAGGCCACAUACCGACUUGACUUCAUCUGGAAGCUGCAGGCAACGGAGGAGAAAGAGGAUAUGGAGCAUCUACAGGCUUAUAAUCGUAAACUGCUCGAAAAUAUAUUGCCCGUGCAUGUUGCCGAGCAUUUUUUGAGCCGCGAAAAGCACCUUGAUGAUCUGUAUCACGAGCAAUGCGAUUCGGUCUGCAUCCUGUUUGCCAGCAUACCAAAUUUCUCCGAGUUCUACGUGGAGCUGGAGGGGAAUAACGAAGGUGUCGAGUGUCUGCGUCUGCUCAACGAGAUUAUUGCCGACUUCGAUGAGCUGCUCAGCGAGGAACGUUUCCGCUGCAUUGAGAAAAUCAAGAGCACAGGUGCCACAUAUAUGGCCGCCUCGGGACUGACGGUCAACACCUGCGACCAGGUGAACUUCAGUCAUGUCACCGCCAUGGCGGAAUAUGCGCUGCAACUCUUCGACAAGAUUGAGGAGGUCAACAUGCAUUCCUUCAACAACUUUCGCAUGCGCAUAGGCAUUAACAUUGGCCCUGUAGUAGCAGGUGUUAUAGGCGCCUGCAAGCCACAAUAUGAUAUCUGGGGCAAUGCGGUGAAUGUUGCCUCGCGCAUGGACUCCACAGGACUCGUCGAUCACAUACAGGUGACCCAGGAGAUGCAGCAGAUACUCGAGUGUCGUGGCUUCGAGCUCACCUGUCGUGGCAGUGUCAAUGUCAAGGGCAAGGGUUCAAUGAUAACCUACUUUCUCAAGGGCAAAGGGCAAAUGCCCGCCGAGCCGACACCACUAAUUGUGGAGCAAGAACCACCCAAGAGUCUGCAAUUAAACACAACUCCAGCCGAAGUUGCCACAGAGAUUGAGGUGGCUGCCACAACAGCUGCCGAUCUGGUUGAUAACGAGGACGAUGAUGAGGAUGACAUUGAUCUCAAUUCGAAUAUGCAAAACUUGACGGCACAGCGUCGGAAAUCGCUCUGCCGACAGCAUAACAUCUCCUCCUCGUUUGGCACCACUGUCAGCUCCACGGGGAUUACGCCCAGCAUCUCCAACAGCUCCAGUGUCGUCACAAUUGGAGCGCUGCCGGUGCUGCUCAGGAAUGUGAAUGCCGAGAGCUGUGCCACGCCCACAGCGCCGCCCAAGACGCUGGUGACGGAGCUGAAGGAGGAGAUAACGCGGGAUGAGAAGAGCACACUCAAGGAUUCCAUUGAGAACCUGGAGAUACUGCUGAAGAACAACAUCAGUCUCUCGGAUCUGAGCAACAAGCAGCAACAGAAUCUGCGUGGUGAAGUCGUCUCCACCUGCAGCUCGGCAACGACAACACUACGAAAGCGAGACACCAUCGUCAGCUUCAAUGUCAUCGAGACUUUGACCACGUCACAGCAUCAGCGGAAGCGUCGCUCGGUGACCACCAUGGCGGCCAGUUGCGUCACCACAACCACGCGACUGCUGUCCAACGAGAGCCAGAGUUCCACACAGACCGCACCUGGCACACUGGAGACCACGGAGGGAGUUGGCACGCCAGCUGGAGCGGAAACUGUUGGCAUGCGAUCUGCUGCAGAGGUGGCUCAAGGUGUGGUGCAGGAUUGGCAGCCACGCACCAGCAGCCUGGAGCCGAAUCGCAGUCCCAUCAAGACAUCCCAGUCGAUGAGUCCCAUUGGCCUCGCCACCGAAGUCUUUGUCCUGCCCAACAGUCGCAGCAUGAUCCUCAUCAGCAGCAGCAGCAACAACAGCAUCCCAGGAGCAAGCAGUCCCAGGACAGCGCUCCUGCAGGAUGUCAGCACUUAAAGGACCUUGGGAUCUUUGAGCUGUUCGUGUAAAUAUGUAUAAAUUGCAGGCAAAGUCAAAAUUAGAGUUGAUUUCCCUUAUCUAAGUA